This is a messenger RNA of Nicotiana tabacum (common tobacco), 1149 nucleotides long. RefSeq lists its product as uncharacterized. Lineage: Eukaryota; Viridiplantae; Streptophyta; Magnoliopsida; Solanales; Solanaceae. The record is from RefSeq and is a predicted model, not a curated record.
UGCUUAAACCAGCCAAGCUCCAAAACAUAAGACAUAUCUUCAUCAACAUUAUUCAACUCUCCUUUUUCCCCUUUGAGAUUUUAAUUAGUUACAGUUUUUCACUUGGGGAAGAGUAUAUACUAUAUAGGAAACAAAGGGCAAAGAUGGAUGACUACAAAUAUGGAAGCCAGAUGAUUCAAACUGCUAGAAAACCAAAUAUUUACAAAGAAUUGAUAAAGAAAACUUUGCAGUUCUUAGUCCUAGUAUCUCUCAUAUCCUUCCUUCUUUCUUACACCUAUGGUUUCUCCUUCUUUUUCACCUAUAAUUUUCACUUCUCAGCUCUUGUUUUCCCACUCUUUGCACAUGUCUUUGAUAGGAAAUACAUGUUCCUACUUUGUAAUGGUAUUCUUGCAUUUCUUGCCAAGAACUUGAGUUGUAGUUCUUCUUCUUCUGAUGAACAAGAAGAUGUAUUAAUCAAAGGUAAAGAAGAAGUAGAAGAGAACAAAGAAGAAGUUGCAGAAGUAGAAGAAACUGCAGCAUGUUUAUUAUCAGAUACAGAAGCAGUAGAAGAAGGAAAUCAAGUGAAUAUGAGCAUAGAGGAACUCAAUAAGAAGAUUGAAGAAUUCAUCAGGAAAAUGAAAGAAGAAAUUAGGACUGAAGCUAUGCACUCAAGCUUAAGGGAGUGAAAGUCACGGGAGAUCAAGAUUCAAGUUCCGGCAGAGACAAAAAAAUGCUAGUCAUAAAUUUUUUCAUCUGCCUAAGUCUGAAUCGUAUAGCGACUCGAUAUAUUUGUUGCCGGAAGAUAGCAAGUACACGAAAAAAUAAUCGAGAUGUGCACACAAACUGACGCUAGUAUAAUCAUUAAAAGGAAAAAGAAAACAUAUGCUUAAGAACAGCUUAUAACACUUUAGUCCCUACAUUCUCUUCCACCUUGCAUUCUGACCCUUCUUUCUGGGUUGGGAGAGGGGGGUGGGUGAGAAGAGGGGGUUGGAUUUGGUGCUUAAUAUUCCAUUAGCUAGAGUCUUCUUUUGUAUUUGCUUUUUUAUUUUUUUAGUGCACAAGCUCUAUUUCUCCCUUAAUGUAUGUUCAUAUAUAUUUGGUUAAUUUUCUAGAAGUCAUGUAGUUUUGACCCUGUCCCUGUCUAAGUAAUAGUGAGCUUUUAAUUGUAUA